Molecule: messenger RNA, 3053 nt
Organism: Bemisia tabaci
Lineage: Eukaryota; Metazoa; Arthropoda; Insecta; Hemiptera; Aleyrodidae
Source: RefSeq, a predicted model, not a curated record
GGGUCGGGUCCCACUCGGCGUCUGAUCAUCAGGCGCACGCGUUCGAUUUUCGCACACGAAUCCGAUUCCACGGAUCCGCGACUUGCUUUUACGAGGUGCAGUGUCGUUUUCGAGUCGUCGUCGUUUCGGGCUGGAUUAUUUUUGCGCCGGGGAAUGAAUUUUUGAGAGGAGGAACAGUAAAUUAGAAACAUGAACACAUACUUCAUCUACUCCAUCAUAGGACUGAUUCUCGGUACGACGGGAUGCUCAGCUGCAGAUCUGCCUCCGUAUCGCCUCGAUGGAAAAGUGGAGCCCCGACACUACGACUUGGUCAUUAACACCGGACUUGAAACCGACGAAUUCAAGUUCUGGGGAAGCGCUCUUAUUGAGAUCGCCUGCAUAGAAGAAACUGACCGCAUUGCUGUCCACUCACACAAUCUCGUGAUAGAUGAAAGCCAUGUGACGCUUACGCAGGCCCUGAACCCUGAAAAUCUGAAGAAAUUCAACAUCGUCAGUCAUUCAUACGACAAAGAGAAUGAAUAUUACAUCGCCCAAACUGACUCUAAGUUGCAAGCCGGCCAAAAUUACUCCCUCUUUAUACCGUUCAGUGGCGUUAUGCCUGAUGACUUGGCAGGAUUUUAUCGCUCAAGUUACACUGACAGCAAGACCAAUGAAACCAAGUGGCUUGGUGUGACACAAUUCGAGUCUACAGAUGCCAGAAAGGCGUUCCCCUGUUUUGAUGAGCCCAAAAUGAAAGCGACAUUCACAAUAACCAUCGGACAUCCGGAGAAAUACACAUCACUCAGUAACAUGCCGCUUGAAGAGACAAUUCCCAUGCCAAACAAGCCGGGCUGGGUGCAAGACAAAUUCCAGAAAUCCGUCCCCAUGUCCACGUACCUGGUUGCCUGGAUGGUUUCCGACUUCACUCACAAGGAAGCGACGAUGACGGAGGGCGGCGUGACGUUCCGCGUGUGGGCCCGCGAGGAGGCCGUCAACCAGACCGACUUCGCCAACCAGUUCGGACCCAAGGUGCUCUCCUACUACGAGGAAUACUUCGACACCAAGUACCCGCUCCCCAAGCAGGACAUGGCAGCCAUCCCCGACUUCAGCGCCGGCGCCAUGGAGAACUGGGGGCUCAUCACUUACAGGGAAGUGCUUCUCCUGUUCGACCCCAAGGCUUCGUCAUCUUUGAACCAGGAAAGAAUCGCCUCGGUUAUCGCUCACGAGUUGGCUCACCAGUGGUUCGGAAACUUGGUCACCAUGGAGUGGUGGACCGACCUCUGGCUCAACGAGGGGUUCGCCACAUACGUUGCUACCAUCGGUCUCCACCAUCUGAACCCAGAGUGGAAUUCGUUAGUGCACGAGGUGACCGAAAACAUGUUGGCGGUGUUCCGUCUUGAUUCUCUUCAAUCCUCGCACCCUGUCUCCGUCCCAAUUGGACACCCGAAUGAAAUUGCUCAAAUCUUCGACAACAUCUCUUACGAGAAAGGUUCGUGCAUCAUUCGUAUGAUGAAUCAGUUUUUGGGUGAAGACGUAUUCCGGGCCGGUGUGACUCUUUACCUCUCGAAACACAAGUUCGGUAACGCGAGGCAAGACGACUUGUGGGCAGCUCUGACUGAAAUCGCCCACGAAAGGGGUGUUCUAGACCCGGACGUCACGGUGAAGAUGAUCAUGGACACGUGGACCGUUCAAACCGGAUAUCCGGUGCUCUCCGUUGUCAGAAAUUAUGGGACAGGAGACAUCUCAGUAUCACAGCGCCGCUAUCUGGGCAUAGAGCCAUCCGCGGAAGAGAAAGGCCUGCAGGAAGCAUGCUGGCGUGUCCCUCUCAGCUACACAUAUCAGGAAAUUGCUGAUUUCUCCGAAACCAAACCGGAGAAAUGGCUCACUUGUGAAGGGCCUCUGAAUAUCUCAACUUUUGGAGCAAGCGAGGAUCAAUGGGUCAUUUUCAACAUCCAAGUCUCAGGUUUGUAUAGGAUAAACUACGACCUGAAGAACUGGAAUCUGCUGGCAGGCGCUUUGAACGACGAGAGCAGCUUCAAGAAGAUCCACCCCCUGAACCGAAUGCAACUGAUCGCCGACGCGAUGGAUUUGGCCUGGAUGGGCGACCUAGAAUACAAGACUGCGUUCUCUGUCUGUAGAUAUCUCAGCCACGAAACGGAAUACGUGCCAUGGAGCUCAGCUGCUUCAGCCUUCGGUCAAAUCGAUACAAUGCUUCGAAGAACAGCCAACUAUGGUUAUUUCAAGGUAUAAUCACAAGAACUCAGAUACGGUCAACCCAAUCCCGAAAGACAUCAGGGGCCGAAUCUAUUGCACAACCAUUAAGAACGGCGGUGAUGAGGAAUGGGCGUUCCUUUGGGCCAGAUACCUCAAAUCCAACUUGGCUACAGAGAAGUCUACCAUACUCUCCGCCCUCGGAUGUUCAAGAAAGGUCUGGCUCCUGAACCGAUACUUAGAAUGGUCGAUCGACAAGACCUCCGGGAUCCGAUCUCAAGACGCCGCCUCCGUUUUCUCGUCGGUCGCCUACAACGAGGUGGGCUUCAGCCUCGCCAAGGAAUUCUUCGCGCAGCGCGUGGCCGACAUCUUCGCCUACCACGGCGCCAAGAACUCCAGAAUGGGCAGCUACGUCAAAGUCCUCGCCAACCAAAUGAUCUCAAGAGCCGAGUACGACGAGAUGAAGGAACUCACCCAGAAGCACGAAGAGUACCUGAAAUUCUCCGGGCUCUCCGUUAAACAAGCCCUGGAAUCGAUAGACAUAAACGCCAGGUGGCACUCCAAACACUACGCCGCCAUACCCGAUUACCUCGCACCAUCUCUGUGAACGCACUUUCCAGUUAUUCCCUUGUUGUUUGCCACUCAGAGCCGAUUUUCCACCCCUCCUUCAUGAUUAAUACAAUUUUUUGAUUUGACGGUGUUGUAUUAUGUUCCAGCAAAAUUCCAAACACCGCACUGCGAUUCUCGGGGAUUUUUCGCUCUCUUUGUACAUAUCAUUAAUUUAUUUUAUUUUAUUUUUUUUACCGUCCAAAGUUGAUUAUUUUUUGUUUUGAAUGAUGAAUACAUGUUUUUGUAAGUAACCA